AUGCCCGUCGCGCUCCGUCUCCAGCGCUUUGGCGCCCGCCAUCGUCCCUUCUUCCGCAUUGUGGCAGCCGACCAGCGCAGCCCACGCGAUGGCAAGCACCUUGAGCGGCUGGGCACUUAUGACCCCAUUCCUCGUGCCGACGGCUCCAAAGUCUGCAGCUUUGACUUUGCCCGCAUUCGGUCGGUCCCCGCCUUGGCCCUGCAGUAUUUCGCUCGGCUCGGCGCUCGGCGCUCGGCGCUCGGCGCUCGCUGCUUUGUGCCAGCGCUCCUCUCAUCCCUUUUUCGCUUGAAAACGCCCCGCGGCAUUCAAUAG
Molecule: messenger RNA, 312 nt
Organism: Monosiga brevicollis MX1
Lineage: Eukaryota; Choanoflagellata; Craspedida; Salpingoecidae
Exons: 1
Coding region: 1-312 (103 amino acids)
Biological process (GO): mitochondrial translation
Cellular component (GO): mitochondrial small ribosomal subunit; ribosome
Molecular function (GO): structural constituent of ribosome
Source: RefSeq, a predicted model, not a curated record